This is a messenger RNA of Sardina pilchardus (European sardine), 2263 nucleotides long. Its product is annotated as ras-interacting protein RIP3. Bases 350 to 2263 code for a protein of 637 amino acids. The record is from RefSeq and is a predicted model, not a curated record. NCBI's taxonomy places the organism in Eukaryota, Metazoa, Chordata, Actinopteri, Clupeiformes, Clupeidae. The transcript has 3 exons.
GAUAACAACAGAAACUUUGAUGAUGGUCUGACGGCUUCUCGGCGUUAUUUUUGUUUUUGUCGGUUGUAUUCGUCACAGUAUGCUUAUUUUAAAUGUAUGUGUGCGUCUAGCUUGAAGAAAAGCGUCGUAAAUAGCCGAAAGCAAGAUAGAAAAUUGAAAGUGGCAGCUGAGCCUGGGCAACAUUCACUACGUUAGCUGGCUAACAAACAUUAGCGAUAGCUAAUCAGCUAUGCUAACAUCACAUUCCAUGUAACGUUAAACUUGUCAUUAGUCCCCUUGCCAGUAAGUUACAACAGGUUAUACAGUUGUGUUUCCCUUCAACUAACCGAUUAGCUCUACUGUUCUAGUUAUGGACGUGAAUCUGACGAUAUCCCUUAUCAGGGGACAAAUGGGUGUUGUCAUCGAAAAAGCGGUGACCGUCGCGGUGGAAACAGUAUUGGGGGAAAUGAUGAAGGUGGUUAGCAUAAAGUUCGACGAAUUUCGAAAAGAGAUCAAUGCCAAGGACAAGGAGACCGAGAACGUCCGGCAGAUGCUUGAGAUAUCUCGAUGUCAGAUGAGGGCUAUGCGUAAAUAUCUGAGCGUCUCCACAGCAAAGGAUGACCGUCAGAGUCAAGCCGUGCAGAGACAACAGGCCAACCAGUUUGACUCGGUUCGGGUUCCGGAGGUGUACUUGGACCAGUCCACCUUCUCCCAACCACUUUCUCAGGGAGGAGUGUCAAACGGUUUGCUGUGUCGGAGAACAAUUACCAACCAAACCCAGCCAGAACUUAGAAAUAGCAACAACACUCACAGGUCUCUGGUGUCCAGAGAGGAACCUAACACCACGUCGCACAAAACUAAAGACCCCGUGUCAACGGAAGACCCCCCACCUCCAAAUGAUCGCCUUAUUGCAUCUGAUGGAUCUCCGUCACUAGCAUCAAUUAAACAGGAGGUCACGGAGCCAUCAGAACUGGACCUCGGCCUCCUGGGAGCGGGGGGGAGCAUCGACGUGCCACACAGUCGGGAACUGGACCAGCCCGGUUCUCCAGAGAGGGGCCUUCUAGAUGCAGGCCUGGACCCACGUCAUCUCAACGCAGGAGAGGCAGAGGAGGACCCCCCGGCUCCUCCACUCUCCCGGCCCCCCCCUGUGGUCAAGGAGGAGGAGGAAGAGGAGGUGACGGAGAUGCUGCCCAUCAAGCAGGAGCCGGUGGAGGUGGAGGUGGAGGUGGAGGUGGAGGGAGACGCGCUGGCGUUGGGACUGGCGCUGGCGCCUGUGGAGGGAGAGGGACUCAGUCAGGCAGGGUACCUGGAGGGCACAGGGACCCAGCAGAUGACGGCGGGCACCUCUGCAGGGCAGACGUCCGCGUACUACUCCCCUCUGGCCAGCUCGUCUACCUAUGCCUCUAGCCAGCCCUGCAUCACCAUGGCUACCUCAGUGUCCACAGCCUCCACCUCAGGCCCUGGCUCGUCUCUGGCGUCUGCGUCCGGCGCGGGGUCAGGGGGGGUGUCGGGGGUGUCGUCGGCGGGGGCGCGUCAGACGCGUCCGUGGCCGUGGGUGCGGGACCUGGGCGUGUACGAGCAGUACAAGCAGGCGCGCGCGGAGCUGCGGCGGCGCAGCCAGGUGCGCAGGAAGCAGCUGGAGCAGGACCUGCCGCAGGCGCUGCUGGCCGACCUGGUCAAGGAGCGGCGCGAGAAGACGCGGCUGCGCGUGGCCCGCUGGAGGGCCAAACGCAAGCUGCAGGCCUGCCUCAUGGGGGCGCAGCAGAGCGCCGGGACCGGCUCCGUCAACGUCAACACCGCAGCGCCGUCGCUGGCUGGACCGUCCAUGCACAGGGUCGCGGUGGUCGCCGGACUGCAGAUGCAGCAGCAGGCCCAAAGGCAGACAGGCAUUCCCAUGCAGCAGCAGCAGCAGCAGCAGCAGCAGCAGAGACUCAGCGGAAGGCUGCAGCAUCAACAGUCGCCACAGCAGCAGCAGCAGCAACAGCAGCAGCAGCAGCAGCAGCAGCAGCAUCAGCAGGGAAGGACGGGGGGUUUGCAGUACGGGGGCAGAGUGGGCAGGGCUGUUACAUUCGGGGCGGGGUCUCAGCAGGGGCUGCCGUCGGCAACCGCGGCACUGAGUGGGAACUCGGCGCUGAGCGGGAAUGCAGGUGGCGGCGGCGGCGGCGGCCACGCGCUGUCCAGCCAGGCGUUCAACACGAGGGUCCGCUUUGUGCCGCAGAGGACGACGACGUCGACGUACGUGCAGCACAUCACGCCAGGAGUGGACACGGAAAUGUACCAGUGA